This is a messenger RNA of Thalassophryne amazonica, 1095 nucleotides long. Its product is annotated as band 4.1-like protein 3. The record is from RefSeq and is a predicted model, not a curated record. The transcript has 10 exons. Bases 1 to 930 code for a protein of 309 amino acids. Gene Ontology annotation, molecular function: cytoskeletal protein binding. Gene Ontology annotation, cellular component: cytoskeleton; plasma membrane. NCBI's taxonomy places the organism in Eukaryota, Metazoa, Chordata, Actinopteri, Batrachoidiformes, Batrachoididae.
AUGCCCGUCUCAGGUGUCCCAUGGAACUUCAGUUUUAAUGUGAAGUUUUACCCCCCAAACCCCACCCAGCUGUCCGAGGACAUCACCAGGUACCUUUUGUGUCUCCAGCUCAGACAGGACAUCGUCUCUGGCCGCCUUCCAUGUUCAUUUGCCACUCACACCAUCCUCGGUUCCUACACCGUCCAGUCAGAGCUCGGGGACUACGAUCCUGAUGAGUGUGGUCCAGAUUACGUCUCUGAGCUCAGUUUUGCUCCAAACCAGAUGAAGGAAAUGGAGGAGAAGAUCAUGGAGCUGCACAAAACCUACAGGGGUAUGACACCAGCAGAGGCCGAAAUGCACUUUCUGGAAAAUGUAAAGAAGCUUUCCAUGUAUGGCGUGGACCUCCAUCAUGCUAAGAUGGUAGGAAGCCGCUUUGAUUGCUUGUCUUCAGCUCGGACUGAGGACUCAGAGGGUGUGACCAUCAUGCUGGGCGUGUGCAGCAGUGGGCUGCUGGUCUACAGAGACAGACUGAGGAUCAACAGGUUCUCCUGGCCCAAGAUCCUGAAGAUCUCCUACAAGAGGAACAACUUCUACAUCAAGAUCGGCCCUGGAGAGUUUGAUCAGUUUGAGUCGAUUAUUGGAUUCAAGCUGCAGAAUCACCGAGCAGCAAAAAGACUGUGGAAGGUUUGUGUGGAACAUCACUCCUUCUUCAGGUUGGUGUCUCCAGAGGAACCUCCCAAGCGUUUUCUGGGUUCCAAGUUUCGCUACAGUGGUCGGACUCAGAUCCAGAGCCGCAGAUACAGCGCUCAGAUCUCCAGACCUCCACCGCAUUUCCCACGAUACAUCAGUAAGAAGAACAUGCUGAGCCGCAGCCUUGACGGAGCUCCAAGAGCCCACCCCUGUCUCUCUGAUUGGCUCGCCCGCCAUCACAGCACCUCCUUCAACCAAUGACAUCAAACGCACAGGUAGAACUUGUAAGAAAAUCCUGUGACUGGCUGCAGUAGUACUGCAGUACUACAAAUACUCUCCCUCCACAGCUGUGAAUGCUUUAGUGAACUUUGUUUCUGAUUGGUUGGGCUCAGGUUGCAUCAUCAGGCCACAUGACCAUUUCUCCAA